Suillus bovinus is the source of this 807-nucleotide messenger RNA. RefSeq lists its product as uncharacterized. The transcript has 3 exons. Gene Ontology annotation, molecular function: N-acetyltransferase activity. The record is from RefSeq and is a predicted model, not a curated record. NCBI's taxonomy places the organism in Eukaryota, Fungi, Basidiomycota, Agaricomycetes, Boletales, Suillaceae. Bases 1 to 807 code for a protein of 268 amino acids.
AUGACAGAAUCUGAUGCGCGUAUUCGGUUGUAUGAGCCUUCUGAUGACAAACUGGUCAAGUUCAACAUCGGAAAGGCUUCAAUGGAGGGUCUAACAGUCGCAAAUCGAAGUACCUUUUUCCAUCCAUUCACGUUUAGUGUCUGGGUUGCCCUGGCAUGCAUCAUGAUCCAGUAUCUCAACUGGUGGCCUAAACCAGAGUACGGGUUCCUUGGUUACUUGCAACCUCUUCCAGCCUUUGCAUGCUGGGGCGCCGUUAUACUCUACCUCGCGGAUUGGUUCAACCGCGCAGACUUCGAAGAUGCGUCUCUCGACUUGUUGCGAAGACCAGAUGUCGCGGACAUCGCAACCUAUUAUCGACGAUCACCCUCCUCGGGCCUUUUCGUCCUUGAAUAUGCCGGAAAGUUCGUCGGUCUCAUAGCCAUCGAUGCUUCGAAGAACUCUCAGUCGCAAGACACUCUUAUGGACAAGGGAAAGCUAUCUUCAUCCCUGAAGUCGAAGCAUACAAUACCUCAGGGAACAUCAUCCGUCGCUACAAUCCGUCAUUUUUAUAUCGAGGAGCCGUAUAGGAAAGCAGGAAUUCAGGAGGACCUGCUCGCACAUGCCGUACAGCAUGCAUUCAAAGCGGACAAAGCAGUCAAAGAGAUCAAGGUGACAACUAAUUCCCUAAUACUGUAUGUUCAAAAGUGCGUACGUGACGCCGGGUUUGCUUUGGAGAAGCCUGUUGGCAAGUUUGGUAUUUAUGGGUGGAAAUCUGACCUAUUCGUUCUGCGGAGGACACAGUGGGAAAAGGAAGGUGCUGCCUCGUAA